Molecule: messenger RNA, 1329 nt
Organism: Puccinia triticina
Lineage: Eukaryota; Fungi; Basidiomycota; Pucciniomycetes; Pucciniales; Pucciniaceae
Exons: 5
Coding region: 1-1329 (442 amino acids)
Source: RefSeq, a predicted model, not a curated record
AUGCCUUCAAGCCGAAGCCUAGGUGCCGCCUUGCUUUUGGGCGUGAUGCCUCUCAUCCAAGAUUCCUACUCUGCCCCGGUGGGCGGCCUCUGGGAGUCGUCCCGUGAUUUCGCACCCGGCAUGUCCUCUUCAGCCCACCACGGCAGGAGUGAUACUCCGACCACCCAAAGAAUGAAAAAAUCACACCUGGUGCAACCACGAUCUAGCACGGCUGAAACAAUUUCUCAGCACGUGGAUCGAAUCCUUGGUACCCCACCGCCUAGUGACAUGGCCCCGGUCGAUGUGCAUCCCGAGCCAAAAGAGAAGUCCGACGGACCGGCGACGGGUGCAGGCGACCACGAGAAAGCUCCGCCGCCUACUGCCGAUCACAAUCCGCAAGAAAAACACGCUCCCGACUCCGAUGCCUCGAAGGCAAGUCCCCCCAACCAGGCGCACGGACCGAACCCCCCCGCCCAAAAGGAGAAUGGGUCGGGCCACGGGCCAAACAAGGAGAUUCCGAACCCCGACGACGACCCUUCGGCUGCGGAUGUCAAAGCUCAAGUGGAUAAGACACCUCAGCCAGACAGCAAGGCUCAACCUCACGGGGAUGAUCACAGUGGCGGUGUGCCUCCAGCUCAGAAAGAGGGCGGGCCGGAAGCGCCAGCCGGCCGCCCGGAGGAGCAUCCGCCUCCGCCCCCUGCAGCUGCCGACCCCCACAAGCCAGACGGCCACCCGGAGGCUACUCCAGCGGGCCCACCCCAUCCAAUCAAAGAUGAUGAGCACCCCCCGCCGGGAGCCCAUGGCCCGGAAAAAGUCAAGACACAAACGACCGAGAUUGCAGUCAUCGCCGGGAUCCGGAUCGAACGCGUGGACUCCAUCUUCCCACCCACCACGCCCGCUCAUCCUCCCGCCCCAGCAGGCCCGAAACCCGAGCAUGAUCCAAAGGAACAUCCUCUCGAGAAAGACCACCCCCCGCCUCCACCGGCUGCGAGCGGGCACGAUGAGCCCAAAGACCACCCCGCGCCUCCACCCGCUCACGACGGACCCAAAGACCACCCCGCGCCUCCACCUGCCGCAAACGGUCAUGACGAACCCAAAGACCAUCCUGCCGAAAAAGACCACCCGACCCCUCCGGGAGCCGCGAAUGCUCAUGUCGAACCAAAGGACCACCCUCCCGCCCCGGAAGGUCAUGAGCAUCUGGCUGACAAGGACCACCCUGCACCCAAGCAGAUCGAACUCCCCGGAGGAAUCACGAUUAUGAAUGACUCCAAGCCCGGAAACCCCGCUGACGCUGGACCUCGUGCAAUCAGGAUCACCACCGACAAAAUCAAAAUCGAACUCUCACUUUAA